Messenger RNA from Paramacrobiotus metropolitanus, 975 nucleotides. Its product is annotated as prostaglandin E2 receptor EP4 subtype-like. The transcript has a single exon. Gene Ontology annotation, biological process: neuropeptide signaling pathway. Gene Ontology annotation, cellular component: membrane. Bases 1 to 975 code for a protein of 324 amino acids. Gene Ontology annotation, molecular function: G protein-coupled peptide receptor activity. The record is from RefSeq and is a predicted model, not a curated record. NCBI's taxonomy places the organism in Eukaryota, Metazoa, Tardigrada, Eutardigrada, Parachela, Macrobiotidae.
AUGGCUUUUUUUAACAACACCACGGCUCAGAACGCCAGCCAGCCGGCCGCUGCACAACUGGGCUGGACACCGUUACUGCUGGCAUCCACAACCAUCUCCUGUGCGUCCUUCACCUGCAACGCCAUCAUGCUGCUUCUCCAGUUCCUACCGCAGACACUGGUCACAUCUUUCACCAUCUACCUCAUCGCCAUCUCCAUCGGGAAUAUUUUAUGGCUGGUCGGCGUGCGGCCGCUCGCUGUUUACAGCUCGAUUACGGGCGUAUGGCCUGGAGGUCACGGCGUGUGUGCAACGUACACGUAUUUCCAGUUCGUUAUCAGUCAAAUACCCGUACUCAUCCAUGUCCUCAUCUCUCUCAACCGUCUCUGGGCAGUCAGCUAUCCCGCAUCGUACCGGCAGUUCCAUCAUAAAAAGAUGGCAGUUCUACUUUGUCUAGCAACUGUGGCAUACGUCCACGUCGUGCAUUUUACCAUGUUUUUACUUGAGUUCUUUCACUACAGUCCAGCUGUUAAACCGAGUGGUUGCCAGCCGGGUGCCGGAGGGAUACUCAACUGGCGACGGGUCGACAUCAUCAUCCAUCGCAUCAUUCCUCUUUUUCUGGUUUUGGGUAUCUAUAUCUAUAUAAUCUUUAAACGCUGGAUGAAGAAACACGAGCAACAGGCUGUAAAUCCAGCGUCCAGCCAAAAUGCUACAGCUAGUACCAAAGCUGCGGGAGAAGCCGGUGGUGUAGAAAGGUUAGCAGGGAUCAUGCAAGCAGGACGACGUCGUUCGCUAAUCAAGCGGCGUCAAGUGAAGCCCUUCAUUAUCCUGACUGCUACGUCAAUAACGGUUUUCAUUUGCUGGGUCCCGUCGGAUGUUUACUGGGCACUGACUUAUCUGAACUUUCGACUGCCCUAUUGGGUAUUUAAUAUAACAUCGACGUUGUACUCUCUGCAAAUGUUUUUUGACCCCAUAAUGUGGCUGAUCAGUCUACGAUAA